This is a messenger RNA of Macrobrachium nipponense, 2298 nucleotides long. RefSeq names its product carbohydrate sulfotransferase 1-like. Gene Ontology annotation, biological process: sulfur compound metabolic process; N-acetylglucosamine metabolic process. Gene Ontology annotation, molecular function: N-acetylglucosamine 6-O-sulfotransferase activity. NCBI's taxonomy places the organism in Eukaryota, Metazoa, Arthropoda, Malacostraca, Decapoda, Palaemonidae. The record is from RefSeq and is a predicted model, not a curated record.
UUCUGUCUCAGUGUUGUGCCAACUGUUGUAGCGUGAACGUCUCUCUCGUCCUCUCCCACUCUCUUCCCCUUCAUCGCAAAGCGCUCUGUCGCUGCAAACUUCCCGCCCAUUCUCCCCGCGUCUGUCGAAUUCCUUCUGCUGCAGUGGUCUGUUGAUCAGGAAGCUUAUCUGUUCCUCGUCUGACUCUCUGCAAUGGACGAGCGGCAGAAAGUCUGAUGGAAAGCACGCGGGUUUUGAUCAGCUUCGGGAUGUGACAUGAAAGAGAGAACUCUCACUUCUUCUGCGAAGCAUGGAGGUCAACACGUGAAACCAAUUCGCUCCAGUUGCUCAGAGUUGAUGGAUAGGAGGAGGUCGCCCGUGAGAAGUCCCAAAAAGCACGUUAAGUGAUGGUGUCCUGAAAGGAAGAAGUUGGUAGCAAAGGAGAAAGAAAAUACAGUAGGGAAUAAUAAAGGAGAGAGGAAAGCGAAUCAGACGAUUGUCGACAUCGCAAAAGAAGAAGAUACCCAGACGUAACAUCAAGAUUAUUUUAAUCAUUUAAUCCGCUGUUUCUUCACAUUUCUUCUUCCCUACGAUACGAACAGAAGAUAUAUUCAAGAGGAGGAUCUUCAAUCUUUAGUCUGAAGAGGGUCGAGAUAGCUAUCAGGCUCAAAAUAAUAAAGCUCUAGAGAUGGGAAUCGCUCGAAGAAAAUGGGUCGUAGUUUUGGGGGCACUGAUCUUAGGCGCCUACCUGACACUGUCCAUUCUCACUCAGCUCGCCAAUUUGCCUGGGAACAAAGAGGCAACGUUAGGAGAGGGCGGAAGCGGCAGCGAGGAAUACACUUUGCCCUCCCUGGAAGAGGUCAUCCAGUCUGUGCGAGACCUGGAUGUACAAAGGGUCCUGAGAGUGUACAGCACUCAGCACGAGGAGGUACCGCAAGGGACAGCUCCGGUGCAAGUCAUCGUCUCAUCUACCUGGCGGAGCGGCUCGACGCUGCUGGGGGAGAUCCUGGGGGCGCAUCCAGGGGCGUUCUACCAUUACGAACCCCUCAUGCCGUACGGUCUGCAGCAGAUAGCCCCCGGACCCUUACAGGAGGAAGUGCAGGACCUGCUGAGCGGCAUCCUACACUGCGACUACCACAACCUGGAGGAGUACUUGAAGUUCGCCUUCGUCAACCACGACAUGUUCACGCGAAACACCCGCCUCUGGUCCAUGUGCAGCGCCAUGCCCCGCUCCAAGUGCUACAACCCGGACACCCUGGGCAGGCUGUGCUCCCUCUUCCCCAUCCACGUCAUGAAGGUCGUCCGCGCCCGCCUCGAGAUCCUGGCGCCCCUCCUGAAGGACCCCAAGGUGCACAUCGUGUGGCUGGUGAGGGAUCCCAGGGCCGUCAUGAACUCGCGGAUCAGCAGCGUCACCUGGUGCGAGACGCGCUGUAAGGACCCCGCCUACCUCUGCUCCGACAUCCUCGUCGACUUCAGCACCUACCUCGUCCUGAAGGAGGAGUACCCAGCGCAGGUGAUGCUCCUGCGGUACGAGGACCUGGCCAGGAACCCUUACGAGAAGAGCGAGGAGGUCCUCAGGUUCGCGGGGCUGUCGUUCCAUAAGAGAGUCAAGGAGUACCUGGACGACCACCUGACCUCGGACGAGGACGAGCCGUGGAGCACGCGGCACGACCCGAAGACUCGCCUGGGCCGCUGGAUGAAGGUCAUGAAGUUCGAGGACGUGAUCAAGACCCAGUACCACUGCAAGGGCAUCAUGAAGAGCCUGGGGUACCGGACCUUCGGCUCCAGGGAGGACAUGACCAACGGGAACGCCGUGGGACUCCUGAACGUGCCAUGACGUUCGCCCAUCCUCGAGAGGGGAGUUUCCUUCGUCCGGGCCCCAGCGGUCCCAGCUGAGGAAGGAGGUACCGUAGGCCUACGAAUCUGACUGCACAAAUUACCUGUAAGCCUUCCCAUGCAUAGCCAGCACAAACAGAAGAAGAAUUCAGUGUUCGAGUGACUCGGUGUAACUCCUGACCCUUCACGAACUCAAAUACCGGUAUAGUGAAACUGCCCACAAUUCAACGCGAAACAGAUGUUAUAAUAAUAAUAAUUAUUUUGAUAAAUGAUACUCCAACGUUAUUAACUAUAUAAUAAUUGUGCCUGUCCCCUUAAGAAGCAUAAGAUAGCCAACAGUUAUUUUAUAUAUAUGAAUAUAUGCAUACAUAUAUGUACACAUGUAUAUAUGUAUAUAUAUGUAUAAACCCGCGUGCAAAGGUCAAUUGUCUGUGAUAUGGUGUGUACUUUAUAAAAAAAAACAAAAAUAUAUUUUCAUGUGUC